CCGGAAGUGCAUACUGAUGACGUCACGUGGUUUUGUGUACACUGGUGGCCGGGCAGGUUAUCAUGUCCUAUCCGGCCCCCAAACUGAAACAACCAGAACUUCCCAAACACCUCCAACGCAGACUGCCCUGCAACCAGGGAGCCAUCAGAGCCAUCCGCUUCAAUGUGGAUGGGAAUUACUGUAUGACGUGUGGCAGUGACAAGUCCCUGAAGCUGUGGAAUCCACACAAGGGAACCAUGCUGAAAACCUACAGUGGUCAUGGGUAUGAAGUACUGGAUGCAGCGGGGUCAUGUGACAAUAGCCAGCUGUGCUCGUGCAGUUCAGAUAAAACCGUGAUCCUCUGGGAUGUGGCACAGGGUCUUGUGGUCAGGAAGUUUCGUGGACAUGCAGGGAAGGUAAACUGUGUGCAGUUCAAUGAGGAAUCUACAGUGAUCAUAUCGGGCUCCAUCGACUCUUCUAUUAGAUGCUGGGAUUGCCGUUCUCGCAAACCAGAAGCUAUUCAGAUAUUGGACGAAGCCAAAGAUGGAAUAUCCAGUGUCAAGGUGUCUGAUCACGAGAUUCUUGCUGGGUCUGUAGAUGGACAACUGCGUCGUUAUGACAUUAGAAAGGGAGAGAUGUACGCAGAUUAUGUUGGCAGUCCCAUUACAUGUGUGAGCUUCAGCCAGGACUCGCAGUGUCUAUUGGCGUCAUCACUGGACUCCACCCUCCGCCUCCUGGAUAAGGACUCAGGAGAACUAUUAGGAGAGUACACAGGACACCAGAACAAGAGCUACAAGCUGGAUAGCUGUCUGAGUGAGAAGGACACACAUGUGGUGGGCUGCUCGGAGGACGGGACUGUCUGUUUCUGGGACUUAGUAGAGGGCUCCCUUGUAUACAAGCUCCCAGUUAGUAAAGGUGUGGUGCAGUCGCUGUCAUACCACCCCACAGAGCCGUGCCUGCUCACCGCCAGCGAGGGGGAAGUCAAGGUAUGGAGCGAGGCGGCUCCUGAAGAAGCAUCCAGCUGACCAAAGAUACUCUGUAUAU
Messenger RNA from Nanorana parkeri, 1023 nucleotides. It is a transcript of the gene WDR83, whose product is annotated as WD repeat domain 83. The transcript has 10 exons. NCBI's taxonomy places the organism in Eukaryota, Metazoa, Chordata, Amphibia, Anura, Dicroglossidae. The coding region runs from base 63 to 1004 and encodes 313 amino acids. Gene Ontology annotation, biological process: mRNA splicing, via spliceosome. The record is from RefSeq and is a predicted model, not a curated record. Gene Ontology annotation, molecular function: protein binding. Gene Ontology annotation, cellular component: catalytic step 2 spliceosome.